Molecule: messenger RNA, 1515 nt
Organism: Owenia fusiformis
Lineage: Eukaryota; Metazoa; Annelida; Polychaeta; Sabellida; Oweniidae
Source: the annotation of a GenBank genome assembly
CGCUGUUUGGAUAUUGGAAUCGGAAUAAAUCAGUAGCAAUUGCAGUUAACGUUAACGUGACAUAAGAUUAUAUGAAGAUAGAUAAACACGAGAAAGUAAAGAAGUAGUCCGUUCUAGUAAAAAUAAACUGAGCUGAUAGUUAGGAUGAUGUUAAAAGAAGUGUGGGGUCUUAUAGUUGUAUUUAUGAUUCAACGUACGACGUGUGAUGAGACCGAACCAAGCGGAACAAACGAGUGUUUAGAGCUUCACCCCGGCUUUAAAGAAUGCGGCAUAACGCCCAACGGUAUAAAUGGCAAAUGGAGAACGAGCUUCAAGUGUGGUGACAAAGAUUUUAAUGGCCAACUGGAAAUUACGUUCGCCAAAAUAGAUGGAGGUGGUGUUAACGGAGAGUUUACUUUCUGGACUAAAGAUGGCGUAAGUGGCGACCAAAUCAACGGAAAACAUGAAGUGAAAGGCACACUUGACACAGAUUCUGGUGGUUUGACGUUGUUAGGAAUAAAAUGGAUUGUUCAACCGCCAGACUGGAGUGCGAUAACGUGUGAGAAUAAUGGUAUGUGUAUCACUAAUGGAAGCGUAUCAGAAGAUCAGAAAUGUUGCUGUACAAAAGGCUUCACAGGACGAACCUGCAACACAUCAAGUGUACCAGAAACUACAACGCAAAAUGAAGCUGCUUCUACUACAGCAAAAGAGGCGGGAAAUGAAACGACCGUAACUCCAAACUCGACUAACGUGAUACAAGAAACGACAAUGGAGCCCAAAAUGCACGCGUCACAGGAAACCACAAAAGCGCAUGCCUCGCAGGAAACGAAUAGCACACAAAAAGUUUAUGAAUCAACUUUCGGAACAACUCUGAUGUCAGAGAACAUGACAAUCACACCGCCAAAAAUAGAGCCUCCUUUAACUGCUGCAGCUAACACGUUCAACCAAAGGCGUACCUUUGCAUUUGUGUUUAUAAUCCAUAUGCUUCGAGAAAUUAUUUCUAUUCUGAAAUGACUUGUCGCUUUGGAACUAGGAACCAUAGCCUUUAUUGUCAUAUUAUCCGAGAAGAAAACCAAGUGAUCACUUUGAUCAAAUAAUAUGUAAUAAUAAGUUCAAGUAUAGAAGGAUGGUAGAGCUGGAAAUAUAAUUUUGGGAAGCAUACAUGUAGUUCGAGCUUUUAAACAUAUACCGGGUACACCUUUUAUUUUGUUGUAAACAGAGACAUGUAUAUAAUAUGUAUAUAAUAUGAUAAAAACAUUGAUAUGUGUCUGUUGUAAUUUUUGUCAAUAUAAAUAAGAUCAAAAAUGUAUGUCAAUCUUAAUAUGGUAAACUAGUAGUUUUGGAAGUCUGUCAGUUGUGGUUUUUCUUUGCUUAUAAAUCAUGCUGUUUAUAUGCUCCCUAUGCUUCAUGAGCUUAUAAUACUAUUCAGAGUGCAAUGAAUGCGAUCAUUCGUUUAGAUAAUAAUAUCAUCGCCCUUAUCAAACCAUGUGCUUAUCAAACAGAAGACAUGUGAAAUACAAGUAUCAAAUUACGAGU